UCCCUCUCUCUCUCUCUCUCUCUAGCUAUCUUCCUCUUGCAGAUAUGGGUAUUCAGGGUCAGAGUUUCUCAGUGAAGGUGGUUGACAAGGUGGUGGUGAGUGCAGAAGAAUCAUGGACUGACCAAUGGUUAUCCUUUACAAACCUAGACUUGCUUGUCCCACCUUUUAAUGUUAGCUCUUUCUUCUGCUACAACAAACCCUCCUAUGGGAGUUUCCCCACCAUGCUAAACACCCUCAAAGCUUCCUUAUCUCAAGCACUCGCACUCUACCCCCCAGUCUCCGGUGAUAUUGCAUGGAACGGUGCUGCCGGCAAGAAUCAAAUUCACUGCAACAACCAAGGAGUCGAUUUCACCCAAGCUUUUGCUGACGUAGAACUCAAGGAACUCAAUUUCUACAAUCCAGAUGAGAGCAUCGAGGGUAAACUAAUGCCCGAGAAACAACGUGGGGUGUGUGCUACCCAGGUUACAGAGUUAAAAUGUGGAGGCAUGGUGAUAGCGAUCAAGUUUGAUCAUCGGAUAGUGGACGGGUACUCAGCUAACCUGUUUAUCUCAUCAUGGGCAGACUUGGCUCGAUCUGAAACCCCAUCUAUGAUCCCCUCCUUUGCGAGGUCCCACAUGAAUCCAAGGUCCCCACCCAUUUAUUCGUCAUCAAUUGAUGAUGUGUUUGUUCCGUAUGUACCACAAUCCCAACCUGACAAUGACCAAAAUCACGACCAAGGAGGCGAUGUACUCGUUAAUCGCAUAUACUACAUUGAGAGCGAGCAACUUAAAACUCUACAGUCGUUGGCAAGUGAAAACGGCCGUAGGAGGUCGAAGCUAGUGGCGUUCACCUCUUUCUUCUGGAAGAAACUUGCAUUGAGCAUGGAAGACGCCGGAAAUCACAACGAGGUGUGUAAUGUGGCCGUUGCAGUCGAUGGAAGGAGAAGGUUGAGCGAGGGCGAUGGAGAAGAGAAAGAAAAACUAAUGGAUUCUCACUUUGGCAAUGUUUUAUCUAUGCCCUAUGGGACGAAAAAGUCACAGGAGUUGAAUGAGAUGUCAUUGAGCAAUGUAGCUACGGAUGUUCAUGAGUUCUUGCAGACUGCCACCGGAAAAGAUCAUUUCUUGGACCUGAUAGAUUGGGUGGAAGAACAAGGGCCACGACCGCUGAUUUCAAAGGCGUUUGCGAAAGGAGAGAUGUCAGUGAUGGUGUCAGCGGGACAAAGAUUCCAUACCAUGGACGAGAUGGAUUUUGGGUGGGGUAAGUUGGCUUUCGGAUCAUGCCAUGUCCCAUCUGAAAGGAAGGACUGUUUCGUGAUGACAAUGGGCAGUCCGAUCAACAAUGAGGAUUGGGUCGUCUAUAUGCAUGUGCCAUUGAAACACUUGAACUUCAUCGAGGCACAUGCUAGUCACGUGUUCAAACCCUUGAAUGUUGAUUACCUUAAGAUUUGAUACAUAUUAUGUUUCUAAUUUCCAAAAAAACUGUAUAAUUUUGUUUGCUUAUAAUGUUGUUGUGUAACUAAGUUUGGUACGUAUUAUUUGUAUUUAUUCAAAUUAAUUUAAAAGUAUGUUUAUGAA
Messenger RNA from Cynara cardunculus var. scolymus (artichoke), 1553 nucleotides. Its product is annotated as anthranilate N-benzoyltransferase protein 1-like. Gene Ontology annotation, molecular function: acyltransferase activity, transferring groups other than amino-acyl groups. The coding region runs from base 45 to 1427 and encodes 460 amino acids. The record is from RefSeq and is a predicted model, not a curated record. The transcript has 3 exons. Lineage: Eukaryota; Viridiplantae; Streptophyta; Magnoliopsida; Asterales; Asteraceae.